This is a messenger RNA of Mollisia scopiformis, 1846 nucleotides long. RefSeq lists its product as uncharacterized. The coding region runs from base 492 to 1544 and encodes 350 amino acids. Gene Ontology annotation, cellular component: fungal-type vacuole. The record is from RefSeq and is a predicted model, not a curated record. The transcript has a single exon. NCBI's taxonomy places the organism in Eukaryota, Fungi, Ascomycota, Leotiomycetes, Helotiales, Mollisiaceae.
CGACCAACACGAGCGAGAGAAGUGCAAAACCAUCGCUGCAUCUCCUUUACGAGCUCUAGUAGGAUUUGCACCCUUCGUCUUUUCUCUCUUCCUGCAUACAUUCGUUCACCUUCGACUUUCAAUUCCUCUGAAUACUUCGUGGUUACGACGAACAUUCCAUUUCGACAAUUAUCCAUCCCCAUCCCUGGCUUCAAUUGAGACAGCAACCAGUACAGCCUGUACCACAACAUCUCUAUUCGCCGCACAACAACACUGCAUGAUUCGACCGCAGCACCCAUAACCGGCUGAGCAGGAUCAAGGAAUUGUUGCCAACGAGAUCUUACCUCACUCUCCCCAACUGAGUACUGUCUCUUGAUAUUACCUUCACUUCGAUCGACGAUUCACGAGAACCACCCAGCCUUGACCUGAUUGCGACAACCAGCAUACGGCUCCCCAGACUCUUUCUCGCGGCUGAAAUCUUUCUUUUUACAUCCCUCGUUCUCACAAACACCAUGAGACUCCUCCAGCGAUCUGCUGCCGUUGCAGUCACCUUUGCGAUGGCUGCUUCAGCGGCAUCGACUCUUCCCAAUCUCUCCACGGCAAGCGCAGCUACAGGAACAGGAUCCGCAUCAAAUACAGCCUCGGCCACAACAGGAGGAAGCACAAGUGGAGCGUCAACGAGUGGAAGCACAUCAGCCAGUGCCGUUACAAUUACAGGUUCCGGAUCAACAGCAUCAUCCUCAGGGUCCAUUCCCACCAUCACAGGAACGAGUGCCACCAGCGACGCUGCGCUUACAGGCCUGCCAACAUUGUCAGGCGCUGUGCAACCGGUCACGGUCACUGUGCCCAAUCUCUCAAAUGCUCCAUUCAUGCAGACAAGCAGUUUACCUGAUGGAACUGUUUUCAUCGUUGUCGGUGCGAUCCUUGGAUUCAUGGCUAUGAGUGUUCUUCUAUGGCGUGGUCUAGUUGCUUGGACUUUGCACCGUUCCGUGACCCGUGCUGCAUCUCAACAGAACAUGGACGACAAGAAUGCGUUGUUUCGAACUCCUGCUCCUCCAGCGCCUUUCUACAAGUACUCAGAUCGAGACUCUACGAUAUCGUUAUCUGGCUUAGGACACAAGAGCAAGAAGAGCAACCGCCCAGGGACUGGUGGAGCUGGCGCAAGCACUACCAAUCUUUUCUUCUCGCCCACUGCAGGUGCUGCAGGCGCUGGUCUUGGUGCGGGGAAUCGUGGAAGCAAUUAUCUUCCAGCAGGAUACUAUGCUGCCGGAGCUUCUGCACCUGGAAACGGACAGGGUCAUAUUCCCGUUGGAGGGCAAGGACACUCACAGGGCAUCUCUAUGUCGACAUUGCGACCUGAAUCUCAGGGUUAUGGUCGUGCUAGAAGUUUGGGACACAGCCCACCAGAUAGCCCAGGACUUUCGGCCGAUAGGGGCCAUAUGGCCAGCUCAAGUACUCUGAACUUAAGCCAAGGCUAUGGUGGUAAUGAGAGAGCUCCGAGUGCUUAUUUGGAAGAUUUGAUAGAUGGCGACUCCACCAUUCCCCCUGGGCAUGGCCGCAUCUGAACGCUCAUCUGGCAUCAUCCGAAAAUGGCAUGGAAGAAGGAGUGCUUUUGCGUCAAGCAUCAACAUUGGGUUGGUUGGAAAAGGGUGUGUAUUUUGACUGCACUUGUAUACUGGUUCCUUUGUCUUUUCUGGCGAGACAGGCGUCUUUAUGGUGGAGGAUUUGUUGCAUACAGGCCUGGAUAUUCCCGCCAGCCUGGGUUCCUGAUAGAGGAAUACAAGCCAACCACAGCGAACCGCGCUGGAGAGUGUGGAUAGUGGUAUAGUGUAAAUAGUAAUGAUGUUGAGUUAUAGUUCACUUGCAC